UCUAUAUAUUUGUAUUUUUAUAAAAACUAUAACAAUAAUUUAUAAUAAUAAUAUAUUUAUUUAUUUAUUUAUUAAAUAAUGAAUAGUCUCAAUUUAAAUGGAGGGCAUCCUGGAUAUUCUAUAGACAAUGUUGUACUUAGGGGUAAUGAUUUCAAAUAUACAUUUUCAUUGCCCAGCAAAGAACAAAUUUUAAAUUUAAAGCAAGGUGACUUGGUAAAAUUAAUCUUUAGUGAAAAUAAUCAAGCCGAAAGAAUGUGGGUUGAGGUAACAGAUAUUUAUACAAGUGAUGAAAUAUUCCAUAGUGAAGCAACUGGUGGCAAUUCAACCAAUUUCCAUGAUAGUGACUUUGAUGAGGGUAGUAGUGGAGAGUCUAGUACCCACAAAGAUGAAAAAAACAAACUUGUAAAUAGUCAAUCCUCAAACAAGAGUAAUGGUAGCCCAACCAACAGUACCAAUGGCGGUCUUGACAGUAGUAUCAAUUUAAAUAAUCGCACAAGUAACAUUAAUAAAAGUGGUGGUCUCUCCAGCUCAAAUUUAAUCAAUACCAAUCUCAAUAAUAACAAUACUUUUAUUAAAUUUGAAGGUGUAUUAGAUAAUAACCCAUACCAAUUGAAAUCAUUAAAACUUGGUGACAAAGUCGAGUUUUUUGACUACAAUAUCCUUUGCAUCUACAAUCAAAACAACCAAUACAAUCACCCAGAUCUCGAAACUGUGCCAUUGGCAAUUAAACAAAUGUUUGAUCAAUUAUGUUUAGUCAGUAAUCGUAUUCUUGUCGACAAAGAAAACAUUGGGUAUAUUUUCAGAGAAAAGCCAACAUUCACAAAUGAUUCAGGUUGGAGAAUUUUUGAAGGUGAUGAACCUGAUGACUAUAUGAACAAAAGAGAAAACUAUCAAUUGGUUACCAUCGCAAGUGUUUUAAAUAUUGAUGAUUCAAUUUUAUUAUUGUUGGGCGCCUCAUUUGAUCGUCACUUUGAAUUAGACAGUGAUUCUCAGUGGAAAGAAUUGGUCGAAAAGUAAAAAAAAAAAAAAAAAAGAAAAAAACAAUCUUUUAAUAAUGAAUUUGAUUGUUUUUUUUCUUUGUGUACAUAAAAAUUAUUAAAAACAGCAAAAAACUUUUAAAUAAAUUUAUUUUUUUU
Messenger RNA from Dictyostelium purpureum, 1136 nucleotides. RefSeq lists its product as uncharacterized. The transcript is spliced from 2 exons. The record is from RefSeq and is a predicted model, not a curated record. Bases 79 to 1017 code for a protein of 312 amino acids. NCBI's taxonomy places the organism in Eukaryota, Evosea, Eumycetozoa, Dictyosteliales, Dictyosteliaceae.